Molecule: messenger RNA, 2484 nt
Organism: Jatropha curcas
Lineage: Eukaryota; Viridiplantae; Streptophyta; Magnoliopsida; Malpighiales; Euphorbiaceae
Gene: GAUT4
Product: galacturonosyltransferase 4
Molecular function (GO): polygalacturonate 4-alpha-galacturonosyltransferase activity
Source: RefSeq, a predicted model, not a curated record
AUCUGUCAGUCAUUCAUCAUCGCCUUCGCCGCACUCUCUUUCCUCUCUUCUGUGCUGCUUUUGCUCUGCUUCUUCUUCUUCUUCCCUGUUUUUGAUCUUGCAUCACAAUGCUUUUAUUAAUCGCUGCCUGAUCAUUUCGAAAGGAAAAGAAAAAAGGGGAAUUCCUUUCCUUGAAUGGAGGACACUGUUCUCUAGGUGCUUUCCUUCUUCACAAACUGAAAUCGAGAUUUAAUCACAGGAAUAACAUCGAAAACAAGAUGAUGCUCAGGAAUUUGGUGGUUGGGAUGCUAUUUGUCACCGUAAUUGCUCCGAUUGUCCUCUACACUGAUAGAUUCGCUGCCUUCAAGGCUUCCUCCUCUAGAGCUGAAUUUCUUGAAGACGUCACGUCUUUUACUCUUUCCGGUGAUACAAGGGAGCAUCUCAAUGUGUUACCCCAGGAGGCUGCAGCUCUGAAAGAGCCCAUUGGGAUUGUAUAUUCCGAUAACUUUACCAAUUCAGCUUCAGACAACUUCACCAUUCAAAUUCUAGAUUCAUCACCUAAAGAUUUGCAUUUACCAGAUACAAGAGAACAUAAAUCUGCUAGAGUAUUGUCCGCCACCGACGAUGGACAUCAAUCCCAAACUGGUAAUACCAUCAGACAAGUCACUGACACCACUAAUCAAGACGGAAGUCAGAAUGAUGCUGGAGAUGCAAAGAAAAAGGACGGAGUGUCGGACAAUUCCCCUCGAAAUCUGCUUAAGCAGCAAUCUGCUCUAAUUUCUGGAAUGGUCAAUGAGAAAGACUCCCCCAAGCCAAAAAUUGAUAAACAGAUAUUUCAGACACCUUUUCCAGAUGCUCGAGUGCGGCAACUCAGGGAUCAACUUAUUAGGGCAAGGGUAUACCUGUCUCUUCCAGCAACAAAGAACAAUCCGCAAUUAACAAGGGAGCUUCGAUUGCGGAUAAAGGAAGUUCAACGUGUACUUGGAGACGCAACUAAAGAUUCUGAUCUGCCAAAGAAUGCCAAUGAGAAAUUGAAGGCCAUGGAUCAAUCAUUGGCGAAAGGCAAGCAGAUGCAGGAUGACUGUGCUACUGUGGUUAAGAAGCUUCGGGCUAUGCUCCACUCAACUGAAGAGCAGCUCCGAGUGCAUAAGAAGCAGUCCAUGUUUUUGACCCAAUUAACAGCAAAAACACUUCCUAAAGGUCUACAUUGUCUUCCACUACGCUUGACUACUGAGUACUAUAGCUUGAAUUCUUCUGCGCAACAAUUUCCAAAUCAAGAGAGAUUAGAAGACCCUCGGUUGUAUCAUUAUGCAUUAUUCUCUGAUAAUGUUCUGGCAGCAGCUGUUGUUGUGAACUCCACAAUUACCCAUGCUAAGGACCCUUCAAAACAUGUUUUCCACAUUGUUACUGAUAGACUCAAUUAUGCAGCAAUGAGAAUGUGGUUUCUAGUGAAUCCACCAGGCAGAGCCGCUAUUCAGGUUCAGAAUAUUGAAGAGUUUACAUGGUUAAAUUCAAGUUAUAGUCCUGUUCUCAAGCAGUUGGGUUCUCAGUCUAUGAUAGAUUAUUACUUUAGGGCUCAUCGUGCUAAUUCUGAUUCUAAUUUGAAGUACCGAAACCCAAAGUACUUAUCCAUCCUGAACCAUCUACGCUUUUACCUGCCUGAGAUCUUCCCAAAGCUCAACAAAGUGCUGUUCUUAGAUGAUGAUAUAGUGGUACAGAAGGAUCUUACAGGCCUUUGGUCCCUUGAUAUGAAGGGUAAUGUUAAUGGCGCUGUAGAGACUUGUGGUGAGAACUUUCAUCGUUUUGAUCGAUAUCUUAACUUCUCAAAUCCUCUUAUUUCAAAGAAUUUUGAUCCUCGUGCUUGUGGAUGGGCAUAUGGAAUGAAUAUCUUUGAUUUGAAGGAAUGGAGGAGACAAAACAUCACUGAUGUAUAUCAUAAUUGGCAGAAGCUGAAUCAUGACAGAACAUUGUGGAAGUUGGGGACCCUUCCACCUGGCCUCAUUACUUUCUGGAAAUGGACUUAUUCCCUUGAACGUUCUUGGCAUGUGUUGGGCCUUGGCUAUAACCCCAGUUUGAACCAAAGAGAAAUUGAACGAGCCGCUGUUAUACACUACAAUGGCAACAUGAAACCAUGGCUUGAGAUAGGCAUACCAAAGUACCGCAACUACUGGUCGAAAUAUGUAGAUUAUGAUCAUGUGUAUUUGAGAGAAUGCAAUAUUAACCCCUAGAAGGGACCUCUUGGUACGCCAAUCAUAGAGCUCCACUGCAUGCCUCAUGUGGCCAAAUAUUUUUACAGGUCUGCAUCACUCUGUCUAGGUUCUUUUGCUAGGUUGAAGCUUCUAGCUCAAUUCUUUCCGUACACAAUUUUUUCCUCUCCUUAUGGCAUGGUAGUUAAUUUUGGGACUCUUAAUUAUAUAUCUGCAAAUUGGCAGUUGUAUUUGUAAAUGAUUGCUGAGUGCUUACAUUUUUUUGGCUGUAAUAUUAGUGUCAACAUUCUGUGCAUAG